This is a messenger RNA of Psylliodes chrysocephalus, 492 nucleotides long. Lineage: Eukaryota; Metazoa; Arthropoda; Insecta; Coleoptera; Chrysomelidae. The record is from the annotation of a GenBank genome assembly.
AUGGAAAUUGCUAUUCAAACAGGAACUGCGAACAAGAAUGAAGAAGACAAAAGACUGAAACUUGAGCUUGAGUUACAUCAUAGGAGAGCAGAAGCCAUGUCAAAUAAUAUGAAAGAGGAAGUAAAAUCAGUUAAACAAACCAAUAAAAAAGUAUUAGUUAUUGCAUUUGACUUGCAGCAAACUCUUCCAACACCUAGUCUUACAGUUGGUCCACUGGCUAAUUAUGGCACUAUGGCUACAACUUGUCAGGGAAAAAAAUUCAAAAGUAUUGAACAUAGGUUUUUGGUAUCAGGGCAUACCUAUUUGCCUUGCGAUAGGGAUUUCGCCCAAAUUGAAAAACACAAGAGGUAUUUAAGACAAAUGUAUUGCCCAGAGGACUGGUUCGAAGCCGUUAGAAAAAGUAAAAGGGCCAAUCCAUUUGAAGUUAUUGUUAUGGAACAGAAAGAUUUCCUAUCGUUUCAAAAAGUUCCUAUGGUGAAAAAAAAAACAUAA